CUGACAUCACUACAGUGCAUUGCGAGUUUGCGAGUGGUUAGUUAGGGUAACAGAGGAAGCAGCUCCUUCACAGAUAAGCAGGCAGUGCAAUAGAGAGACACAUGCUGUUUCAUAAGGAUACGCCUGAUUUCCAGAAAUAACCAUGUUUUUGUGGCUUAAACUCUUAGUAUUUGGUGUUGCAUUUCUGGGACAGGAUGCUUUUCUCAAAGGGGAGGAGACAACGACCACACCUGAUACUGGUGCCAGCCUCGCACACAGCACGCACUUCUCCCCGCACGCAGAGCCCAGCCCCAGCACGGCCCCGAGCAGCCCGGCACGCAGCAGCGCCUCCGCUGCCCUCACCGCACGCACUCCCUCUGCCUCCGGGGAUGCUCCUGCAGAUGAUUACAAUUCAACAUCCUUGCACAGCACCACCUCAUCAGUCAACACGCCAGCAGGCACUGGGAUCAGCCCCACUCCCAGCUCCACUUACACAAUAGAACCUACCACAGUGAUACCCGAAGCAACUUGUGCUAUUAUUGAAGACAUAAAAGACUCGGAGAACAACUCUAGCCUGGCUGAAGUUUUCCUGAAAAUUCACACAAAAGACACAGAAUACAUUAUUCUGGGGGAUGACAGAAACAGAACUGUGAGUUCCAGCAACCGUUCCGUAGAGCUUCCGAAAUGCCGGAGUUACACUGUCAAAGUUAAAAAUGGCAGGUGUACAGAUGGUACUUCUUCUUCUUUUCUUGUUCCAAAAGUCACCAGGGAAUCUCUUAAAGUCCAGAACAUAACCAACACAUCUGCCUCGAUACAUCGGAGUAGCUCACUUGCCUGUGCUACGGUGACUGUUACCUGCCCUGAGACAUUACUUUUGAUUCCUCCAAUGCAUUCUGAAAAUUCAAACUUUACUGGUAAAAAUCAAACUUGUGAAGAGCUGAAAAAUUUAUUACCAAACCAUCUGUAUAACUGCAUUGGAUCCAUAGAUUUUUAUGGAAACAAUGUUGCCAACCUAAACUUCACCAUACAUACAGACUAUGGUGCUCCAAAAGCACCACAAAACCUUCACAUGGUACAUAAAAAUACCACAGGUGUAGCAGUUAGUUGGACAGCACCUGGGGACACUUCCAACGGUCCCAUAGAUGGCUACAAAGUGGAAUUCUUCGAGGAAGGCAUACCUCGUCAUGUUGAUCGAGUCAACACAACUCACUAUGCUUGGUAUGACUUUCGUCCUUAUACCAGAGUUUCUGUGUCUGUGACUCCAUUUACAAUCAACAAACGCAAUGACAGCGUGGAUGGUAGCAGUGAGAGCCGUGAAUUUACAACAGAUGCAGCAGUACCAGAAGAAGUGAGUCACAUUAAAACAAUAUUGACAGCUGAUAAUGCUGUCCAGAUUACAUGCAGAAAACAAAACGAAUUUGGACCAUAUGCACAAUUUAUAUUGGUUUGGGAGAAUGAUAGAAAAACUGAAAACAAAAGCAAAUGUGAAUUUAAAAGAGAAAAUCUCUUUUAUCUGACAAACUAUACGUUUAAGAUCUUUGUCUUUAAUGGAAUACACAAUGGGAAAGAAGUAGUGGGGAGUAUAAAAACCAGAUAUAAUUCUAGAGCCUUGAUUAUAUUUUUGGCAUUCUUGAUCAUUGUGACUGUAAUUGCUUUACUGCUGGUUCUGUACAAAAUCUAUGAUCUUCACAAAAAAAAGCUUAGCAAUUCUUCUGAAGGUGUGAACCUUGUUGCAGUUAAAGAUGAUGAUAAGCAACUCCUCAACAUAGAGCCAAUACCCUCAGAGCUACUGCUGGACACAUACAAGAGGAAGAUUGCAGAUGAAGGAAGGCUCUUCUUGGAGGAAUUUCAGAGUAUUCCUAGAGUCUUCAGUAAAUUUUCUAUAAAGGAGGCCAAAAAGAGCCAUAAUCAGAACAAAAACCGUUACAUUGAUAUUCUUCCAUAUGACCAUAACCGUGUUGAGCUCUCAGAGAUGCCAGGAGAUCCAGGAUCAGACUAUAUCAAUGCAAGUUAUAUUGAUGGCUUCAAAGAACCAAGAAAAUAUAUUGCUGCACAAGGCCCCAAGGAUGAAACCACAGAUGAUUUCUGGAGAAUGAUCUGGGAACAGAAGGCAACCAUUAUUGUCAUGGUGACUCGCUGUGAGGAAGGAAAGAGGAACAAAUGUGCCCAGUACUGGCCAUCAAUGGAGAAUGGGACUGCAACAUAUGGGGACAUCAUUGUGAAGAUCUAUGAAAGUAAAACAUGUCCAGACUAUGUCAUUCAGAAGCUGCACAUCACAAAUGGAAGAGAAAGGACAGCUGGAAGAGAUGUCACUCAUAUCCAAUUCACAAGCUGGCCAGACCAUGGAGUCCCUGAGGAUCCACAUCUCCUUCUCAAACUCCGACGCAGGGUUAAUGCCCUCAGCAACUUUUUUAGUGGUCCAAUCGUGGUUCAUUGCAGUGCCGGCGUUGGGCGCACGGGGACCUACAUCGGGAUCGAUGCCAUGCUGGAGGGGCUGGACGCAGAAGGCAGAGUGGAUGUUUAUGGAUACAUCGUGAAACUGCGGCGGCAGCGAUGCCUCAUGGUCCAAGUAGAGUCACAGUACAUCCUUAUUCAUCAAGCUCUGGUGGAAUACAAUCAGUAUGGAGAAACUGAGAUCAGUCUCUCAGAACUGCAUUCCUCCCUUAAUGAUCUGAAAAGAAAAGACCACCCCAGUGAGCCUUCUCUGCUGGAGGCAGAGUUCAAGCGACUGCCUUCCUAUAAGGGGUGGCGGACACAGAACAUUGGGAAUCGGGAUGAAAAUAAAAGCAAAAAUAGGAAUGCCAACAUAAUUCCUUAUGACUUUAACCGAGUGCCCAUCAGGCACGAAGAAGAUUGCAGUAAGGAGGGUGAGCAUGAUUCAGAGGAGUCCUCGGAUGAGGACAGUGACUGUGAAGAAUCCAACAGAUACAUCAAUGCUUCCUUCAUAACUGGUUACUGGGGUCCAAAAGCCAUGAUUGCAACACAGGGACCACUGCAGGAAACUAUCUCUGACUUCUGGCGAAUGGUGUUCCAAAGAAAAGUCAAAGUCAUUGUUAUGCUGACAGAGCUGAAGGAGGGAGAUCAGGAACUCUGUGCACAGUACUGGGGAGGAGGAAAGCAAACGUAUGAUGGCAUAGAAGUUCAAAUGGCAGAUGUCAACUCUGGUCCUAGCUAUACCAUACGUGCAUUUGAUGUUGCACAUCAGAAGACAAAAGAAACUCAGAAGGUGUAUCAGUAUCAGUACCAUCAAUGGAGUGGCUGUGAUGUUCCAGAAACCCCCAAAGAUUUAGUCAGCAUGAUUCUCAACAUUAAACAAAAACUUCCAGCCAGACAAGUCACUGAGGACAACAGGAAAACCCGCAGUGUCCCACUGCUUGUCCACUGCUGUGAUGGAUCACAGCAGACUGGUGUAUUUUGUGCUUUAAUGACCCUUUUGGAAAGUGCAGAGACAGAAGAAGUUAUAGAUGUUUUCCAAGUAGUAAAAUCACUUCGUCGCACCAGGCUGGGAAUAGUCUCCACCUUUGAACAAUACCAAUUUCUGUAUGACACCAUUGCCAGCACCUACCCUGCACAGAAUGGACAAAUAAAGAAGAGCAGCCAGCAGGAAGAUAAAGUUGAAUUUUGCAGUGAAGUAGGAAAAUCAGAUCAGGAAACUGAUUUGAUCACAACUGAUCUUGCCCCACCACAGCCAGAGGAAAUUGAGCCACCUGAAAGAUGUGAUGAUUCUAAGGCUGCAGAUAGCACUAAGGAAACAGAAAGUUCUACAAAUGGCCCCACAACUGCAAUUCUAACUUAGAAGCAGACUAAAAAAAAAGUGCUUUUUUGCCUGCAAAAAAUCUUAAGCAAAAUGGGAGGUAUAAGAGUUCUUAUUCUUCCCACUUUUUUUUGUUUUAAUGAUAGUUGUUUUAUGUUUUUGAAAGGUACAAAUUUAAAGGAAUACUUGAAACUUGUAGAGAGCAACAAAGAACUGUGGAAUUUUAAUUUUUGUGUAGAUUUGCAUUGAAUACUUCUUCAGAAAACUUCACUAUUUUUAUACUUUUCCUUUAAAAAUUUGUACAGUGUAAUACUAUGCUGAGAAGUGCAAAGCAAAAUUUUUUAUUUCUGUAACAAGAAAAAAGCAACUCAGAACAAGAUUAUUGAGUUGCAAGAACAGGUCUAUCCUCAAAACUACUAGCAAGUAAGUGAACCUAUAGGUAAGCAUAUAUUCUAGCAUUUCAGGACUAAUGAGAGCAUUAAUAAUACUCUUGGGACUUGUGGGAGUUUGCCAAACAGUUUUAAGAGUUUAUAAUUUACAUCAUGUGGCAAUUCCAAGGAAUUCCAACUUACAUGGGAUGUGUAAGUCCUCCCAUAUCAAUGCAGAAUUGAAAUUUUGCAUUUUUCUAAGUGUCCUCAAGGUGUCCUUAUUGCUCCACAUAUAUUAAUCUGAUACUCCUACAGGAGUUGGGAGAUAGGCAUUUGAUCAUUGAAACGGUUCUGGUGGAAAACAUAUCCUGUUUACUCUUAGAGCUUAAAAUACUGACUGCUUUCAUAUCUAUUUCUUAUGCUUACAUUUAUUUAAAGGACUACUUCCAUGAAUGCCUCCAACCUCUUUUCAGAAUUGGAAAAUACUUUGAGAAUUUUUCUUUUAGAUUUUAAUUGGUACCGGAUAUUUUUUUUUCAUAAUGAUGUUUUGUAUGUUACAAUUUUGAUCUUUUUACUAUUUCUUGCUGGAUUUUAGCCUACUGUUUUCAGAACAAAUAAAAACGGUAAUUAAUAGUUGACAAGAUGAAAA
Haemorhous mexicanus (house finch) is the source of this 4750-nucleotide messenger RNA. RefSeq names its product protein tyrosine phosphatase receptor type C (gene PTPRC). Bases 143 to 3775 code for a protein of 1210 amino acids. The transcript has 31 exons. Gene Ontology annotation, biological process: positive regulation of peptidyl-tyrosine phosphorylation; negative regulation of protein kinase activity; protein dephosphorylation. The record is from RefSeq and is a predicted model, not a curated record. Gene Ontology annotation, molecular function: protein binding; protein tyrosine phosphatase activity. NCBI's taxonomy places the organism in Eukaryota, Metazoa, Chordata, Aves, Passeriformes, Fringillidae.